AGGGCGCGCGCGGGGCCAGGGCCGGGCGGCGGCGGGCUGGGCGGCAGCAUGGGCUCGCGGAGGGUCGCCAGCGGAGCCUGGGGCGCGGGGGGACGGGCGGGGGCCCGGGGCUACCACGAGGACGACGGGCCCGUGUGGACCCCCAGCCCCACCAGCCGCAGCUACCUGCUCAGCGUGCGGCCGGAGACCAGCUUAUCGAGCAGCCGGUUGUCUCACCCCAGCUCUGGAAGGAGCACCUUCUGCUCCAUCAUUGCUCAGCUGACAGAGGAGACCCAGCCGCUGUUCGAGACCACGCUCAAGUCCCAGGCCGUGUCCGAGAACAGCGACGUCAGGUUUACCUGCAUCAUCACAGGGUACCCCGAGCCAGAGGUGACCUGGUACAAGGACGACACGGAGCUGGACCGCUACUGCGGCCUGCCCAAAUACGAGAUCACGCACCAGGGCAACCGCCACACCCUGCAGCUCUACAGGUGUCAAGAAGAAGACGCGGCCAUCUACCAGGCCUCUGCCCGGAACACCAAGGGCAUCGUGUCCUGCUCGGGCGUCCUGGAGGUGGGCACCAUGACCGAGUACAAGAUCCACCAGCGCUGGUUCGCCAAGCUGAAGUGCAAGGCUGCGGCAAAGAUGCGCGAGAUCGAGCAGAGCUGGAAGCACGGGAAGGAGGCGGCGGGAGAGGCGGACACCCUGCGCAAGCUCAGCCCCGACCGCUUCCAGCGAAAGCGGCGGCUGAGCGGGGCCGGGGGGCCGGUCCCCUCGGCCCCCACCAGGGAGGCUGAGGACAGGACCUCGGCAGCUUGGCAGGAGAGGGACACGGAGCCUGGUCAGCACCCGGGGCUGGGCCUGACGGACAGUUUUGCCCCCGGAGAGGUGACCACCAAUGGGGAGGCUGCCCCUGAGAACGGGGAGGACGGGGGUCACGGCCUGUUGACCUACCUCUGCGAGGCCAUGGAGCUGGGGCCUCAGCGAGCCCCCCAGAAGGAGUCCGGGGCCAAGAAGAAGAAGAAAGCCGAGGAGCCGAAGCCCGGCCUGCAGACGCCAGCGCUGGAGCAGGCGGUUCGGGGCCACCGCUCCGAACACCGCGUCCCCAGUUCAGACAAGCCCGACCCCCGCGGGACAGAGGGACCGGCGGGUGCGGUGCGGACCCAGACCUGGCCCGGAGACCGGGUGCCCGGUCCUUCAGGGGCAGACGGCACCAGGGAGCCGGCGUCUGCCUCGGGCUCCCCAGCCCAGCCCCAGACGGCCCCGGCCCUCGGCCCAGGCCCAGGCCCAGGCCCCGAAGUGCGCUUCUCCCUGAAGGACAUGUAUUUGGAGAGCACCCGGGCAGGGGACGGGCACCAGGCACAGGGCGGCAGGGCCCCUGGGGAGACACCCUCAGGGGAAGCACCCGGCGAAGCCGGAGAUGAGGGGGGGCCUGCUGCCCCUGGCCAGCACGUGCCCGCGGCCCCGAGGCCGGGCAGGCUUUUCAACUGGAAGAGGUUUGCCCCUCCAAAGCCCAAAGGAGAGCCCACCGCCAGCGGCAAGCCCGACCCUCCCCUGGGCCCAGCUCCGGGACCCGGGGCCCAGGUGCCUACACCCCCCUCCCGGCGGAAGCACAGCACGCGGGACAGCCCCUCGUGCAGGCAAGCAGGCCUCGGGACCCCAGGAGAGGUCCCGGAGUCCCAGGUGACCAUGGCUCCUGUCGUACUGGCCAGUGGCAGUGCCGAGGUGGCCUCUGCUGGCAGCAGCACCCCCAGAAGUCAGGGCGUCGCUGAGCCCAUGGACACAGAACCCCAGGAGAGCAGCACGUGUGCUGACGGGAGGCACGGAGGCAAGAAGGACACAGAGGCGGACGGGAAGAUGCAGGUGGACGAGAGGGCGCCGGGAGACGGAACACGGACGGCCGCGAGGACACAGGCGGGCGGGAAGACGCGGAUGGACCCUACGGCGCAGAACAGGAAGGGAGGAGAGUCAGGCGGGAGUUCCCGGGAGGGAGUGGUAGCACGGGGAGGGUCAGAGAGGCGGGUGGAAAGGACUCCGGAAGACGGGAAGACGCAGGCGGGUGAGAAGACCCAGGGAAAUGGAAGGAUGCAGGAAGACCGGGGGACGCCGGCAGAGGGCAGCGGCCUCAGCCCGCAGACCCCGGAAGGGCCCUCUGGCCUGGGGAAACCCAGUUGCACGCUCAGGUCCGAGGCGGCAGCAGUCACAGCCUCUGGUAACCAACAGCAAACUCUGCUGCGUCCCCUGCGGGGGGGCCCCACGCUGCCCGCACAGUUGCUCCCUGAGGGCAGCUUGGAGCAGACAGGAGGAGGGAGAGGUUGGGUGCCAGAGCGGUCAGGCCCGGUCAAGGACACGCCAGCGGUGAGCCUGUCCCAGGGUCCUGCGCAGGAGCGGCCCGGGGAGGUGCUGUCUGUGGGGCUGGGCGCCUGUCCUCCCGCUGGCCUGAGCCCGGAGGUGCCCACUCUGCCUUCUCCUGGGACUGGCCUGUCGGAUAGCCCACAUCGGGGGCUGCCCAGCACCCCUGAUUCCCAGCGCCCAGGGGCAGCCGCCUUCUUGCCCUCUGGGGACCCGGCCUUGCUGAGCUCUGCUCCUGCACUGCACCCGGGGCCAGAGACCCCCGCCCGGAGCCACCCACUGGAACCCACAGCAGCCGGCAAUGAGGGGGCCUGCGCCAAGAUGCCAGAUGAGGAGGGGACGCCCUCAGGCCCCCGGAGCUGUGACCCUGGCCUCAUCGAUUCCCUGAAGAACUACCUGCUGCUGCUGCUGAAGCUGUCCAGCACAGGGGUGGGCGGAGGGGGCACGGAGCCCCAGGGGGGAGCAGCGCCCAGGGGUCCGGAACCCUCGCCCGCGCUGGCCCCCACGGUGGGCGUGGCCGGCCUGAGUCCUCGGACGUCGAGGCGCAUCCUGGAGCACGUGGAGAACGACCACCUGCUGCAGAGCGCGCAGAACCUGCUGCUCAGCCCCUGCACCACCCGCCGCAUCACGGGCCUCCUGGACCGGGAGGUGGCGGCCGGCCAGCAGGCCCUGGCUGCCGCUCGCAGCCACAGCCCCAGCCCCCUCAGCGUCCCCACCAUAGUGGUGGGUGAGGAGGCGGGCCCUGGGCUGACCUCAGAAGCAUCCAGGAAGGGUGAGGGAGAGGUUCCCCUCGAGGGGCCUGGCCUCCUGGGAACCUCCCGGGAGGGCAGCGUGGGGGGCCUGCUGGGAGAGGCGGGUGGGCAGGCAGCCUCUGGCCAGGGACCUCCGUCCCCAGAGAGCAGAGCUCAGGGACCCCUCCAGGAGGAGGGGCUCCCACAGGAGACGCCACCAGGGCUCCCCGCAGCGACCCCCGAGGAGCUGGCUCUGGGUGCCCGGAGGAAGAGGUUCCUCCCCAAGGUCAGAGCAGCGGGGGACGGGGAGGCCACCACGCCGGAAGAGAGGGAGAGCCCCACGGUUUCUCCUCGGGGACCCAGGAAGGGCCUCUCGCCUGGGUCCCCCGGCACUCCGGGGCGGGAGCGGCGCUCUCCGACCCAGGGGCGAAAGGCAGGCCUGCUGGAGGUGCCUCGGGCGGAGGAGGAGCUGGCCGCCGGAGACCCAGGCUCCAGCCCCAAGGCCAGCGGGCCGGACGCGGAGCCGGCCCUGGACACAGGCAAGCAGGAGGCCGAGGACAAGUCGAAGAAAGCCAAAGACCUGCUGAAAGCCCCACAGGUGAUUCGCAAGAUCCGCGUGGAGCAGUUUCCGGACGCCUCGGGCAGCCUGAAGCUCUGGUGCCAGUUCUUCAACAUCCUCAGCGACUCGGUCCUGACGUGGGCCAAGGACCAGCGCCCCGUGGGCGAGGAGGCCCGGAGCGCAGGGGACGAGGGGCCGGCGGCCCUGGCCAUCGUGCAGGCGUCCCCCGUGGACUGCGGCGUGUACCGCUGCACCAUCCGGAACGAGCACGGCGCGGCCUCCACGGACUUCUGCCUGAGCCCCGAGGUGCUGUCAGGGUUCGUGUCCAGAGAAGAAGGUGAAGUCGGAGAAGAGAUCGAGAUGACCCCCAUGGUGUUCGCCAAGGGUCUGGCUGACUCUGGCUGCUGGGGCGACAAGCUCUUCGGGCGCCUGGUGAGCGAGGAGCUACGGGGAGGAGGACACGGGCACGGCCUUCGGAAGGCCUCCCAGGCCAAGGUCAUCUACGGGCUGGAGCCCAUCUUCGAGUCGGGCCGCACGUGCGUCAUCAAGGUGUCCAGCCUGCUGGUGUUUGGGCCUAGCAGCGAGACGGCCCUGCUGGGCAGGAACUACGACGUCACCAUCCAGGGCUGCAAGAUCCAGAACAUGAGCCGGGAGUACUGCAGGAUCUUCGCGGCCGAAGCCCGGGCGGUGCCCGGCUUUGGGGAGGUGCCCGAGAUCAUCCCGCUGUACCUGAUCUACCGGCCGGCGAACGCGGUCCCGUACGCCACGCUGGAGGAGGACCUGGGCAAGCCCCUGCAGCCCUACUGCUCCCGGGACUGGGGCUCCGCCGCGGCGCCGGCGCCCGGCAGCUCGGAGGCCGUGCAGAAGUGCCAGGCCUUCCAGCACUGGCUGUACCUGUGGACGAACGGCAGCUUCCUGGUCACGGACCUGGCAGGGGUCGACUGGAAGGUGACCGAUGUGCAGAUCGCCACCAGGCUGCGGGGAUACCAAGGCCUCAAGGAGAGCUGUUUCCCCGCCCUGCUGGACCAGUUCGCCGCCUCCCACCAGUGCAGCCCCUUCUGUGAGAUGCUGGGGCUGAAACCGCUCAAGGGCCCCGAGGCCGCCCACUCCCAAGCCAAGGCCAAAGGCUCCAAGAGUCCAUCUGCUGGGAGGAAGGGCUCGCAGCUGAGCCCUCAGCCCCAGAAGAAAGGCCCACCCAGCCCUCAGGGCACCCGGAGGAGCGCCCCGAGCUCCAAGGCCGCUCCUCAGGCUGCAGGGGCAGUCACCACCCAGGUACUGGGAGAGCCCCCCAGCCGAGAGGGGAGCUCGCAGGCCCAGGGCACGCGGUAGCCCCUGCGAGAGGCUGGGGGCCUUCACCCGGCCGCAGACCCACAAGGAAGCAGCUCGACCUGACGGAGACCUUCCCAGCGUGGACCGGCCAGGAAGGCACGCCAAGCCGGCGGCUCCGGGGCCUCCCGGCACGGCCUCUCCCCAGUCAGCUCCUCCCCAGGCGGCUCCGGCUCCGGUGCGUGGCACACAGCCCAGUGGCCUCCUCUGGUGCCAUGUCACCCGGGGCUCCCAGGCCCCGCUCCCAGUGCCCCGGGGGCUGAGGCCCUCCUUGAAGUUUACACUGGCCACUGCUGGAGGCUCCCCACGUCCUCUGCAUGAGUUUGCACCCAACCCCUGGCCCCAGCCAGACCCUGCUGUGAACGGCGUCCCCUGGGGCGUGCAGGCCAGCACUCACCCCUGCCUUUGCUCCACCCCGACCUCUCCCUGACCUCAGGGUUCGGGGCUCCCUCUGCUGCGUGACUCUCAGGGCGUCUUCUCCCUCAGGCAGCUUGGCCUCCUCCAUCCCAGCUUAGCCUGCAGCGACCCUGCCCCCGAGCCCCACCUGGCGCCUGUUCUGUCCUUGUGCGGUGGUCUUUGGUGACACGUGUUCUUGCUUCUCCUUCCCUCGUCUCCCAGGCACUCACUUGCCUGCUGCUCAUGCUGUCUUGCACCCCUCCCCCACCUCUAGCUUGGAACCCAGUUGCAGCCUGCUGCCUGCCUUUCAUGACUCUGCUCGUCCCUGUGUCUGAUGGCUUUCCUAGCCCGGCCCCCCACCCUGCCCCCCAGGACCCAGGUGAAGAGCAGACCCUCCGGCCUCUAGUCCACCUCAGUCCACUCCUCCCUGCUUGUCCACGCCCCCCUCCCGUGAGGGGAGAAGUGGCACGGGGUGGUCAGCAGCCGGGGCCAGAGGGAGAGUGUGGACUUGGAGGGCCUGGGUGCUCCGUGCUGACAGAGGUGGCUCGUGUGGAGCUCACAUCUCCUGGCUGCGGUGGACGGCUGGGGGUUUGGGGAGGGUGCCAGCCAGCUGCCCACUGCGGUGGAGGGCUGUCUCUGUGCCUGGGACCCAGGGCCCCUGUCCCAAAGCAUUAACUCUGGAUCCUGAAUCUCCAGCUCCAGGACCUAGUGCGUGAGCUCCCAAGGAAUUGCUGUACUUGGCCCAGGACCCUGUGCCCUUCCUGGGAGCCCCUCCUGCAGGCCCUGGGUGUGGGCAGGGGUCUGGAAGUAGCCCACUCCCCUUGGAAUUCAAUAAAGGCAGCAACUGUGUCCCUUGCUCA
Phyllostomus discolor (pale spear-nosed bat) is the source of this 6203-nucleotide messenger RNA. RefSeq names its product alpha kinase 3 (gene ALPK3). The record is from RefSeq and is a predicted model, not a curated record. Gene Ontology annotation, biological process: protein phosphorylation; cardiac muscle cell development. Gene Ontology annotation, molecular function: protein serine/threonine kinase activity; ATP binding. Gene Ontology annotation, cellular component: nucleus. Bases 49 to 4950 code for a protein of 1633 amino acids. The transcript is spliced from 14 exons. NCBI's taxonomy places the organism in Eukaryota, Metazoa, Chordata, Mammalia, Chiroptera, Phyllostomidae.